This is a messenger RNA of Prorocentrum cordatum, 1970 nucleotides long. The record is from the annotation of a GenBank genome assembly. Lineage: Eukaryota; Dinophyceae; Prorocentrales; Prorocentraceae.
AGCACAUCACAGCAUUCACUACUGCUGCUGCUAAUGUUGCUUUCCUGGGGCUCUAACUCCUAGGUAGGGUCGCACUGGGCUAAUUUUCGCACCAUUGGGGUAUAGGUAUUGUGAUAGGCGCCGCGGAUACCAAGGCGACUUUCGAGAAGAACGCAUCAGGAGAUUUCCCGGGCUCUUUUGACCAGGGGUGCCCACCCUAAUCUGAUUCUUGCACUUCUGCGCGAGCUCUCUUCCAUGAAAGGCCGAGGCUUCUGAUUUGUUCGACGUCCUGAUUGGUGGCAAGCAGGGCGAGGUCGAGACUCCCGAGAUGUUCAAUUUGCUGGUCGGUUGUAUUAUGGAACCCGUGGUAGCCAAAUGGCAGUCGCAAGGCUUCGGGUUCUCUUUUGAUUUCGGUGCAUUCCUGAGGUAUUUGAUUUGGGCGGCCAACAUCUUCCUUUUGGCCAAAAGCGUUGAUGAGUCCAAGGCCAUGGUGCAAUAUUUGACUGCUGCAGUUCACGCUUUUGGUUCCGAAUGGAAGCUUCCUUCAUUACAGUUCAUGUUUUGUAGGACAUUGCGGAAUCAGCAUGCUCAGAGCUUGGAUGUCCAGGCUCCGUCGGACGUCGUGCUUGCGCGCGUGGAGGUCAUGGGCGCACUCUGGACCAAGUUUUCUCACGCCGGGGACGCAGCACGCCUAUGGGGCCCAGGCCGUGUAGAUUACCAGCCUCGCUAUGGUGUUCUUCGCGGCCCAGGCUCAGCCCGAAGCAAACUACAAGCGUGGAGUAGGGGUUAUUCAACGUCGGCUUGCUUCGGGCGUGGGUCUCGGCAUAUUUCCCAGGCGAUCUUGACCAGACUGGUUCGUUGGGAGAGGGGUCGUGUCCGGAAGAUUUUCAGAUGGCGCCGGAAACCGUCGGAUAUAUUGAAGUUGUACAACCAGAAAACAUAUGUGAUGACUGCACAAUAUUUCGAGCAGUUCAACAUGACACCAUUGCACAUCAUAGUUUUACGCGCUGUGUGCACACAUGCGUGACGAGAGAUUACCUAUCCUUUACAGGGUGCUUCCAAUUUCAUGCGUUAUUCACGCCUGUUUCCUAACCGUCUCUUGUGAGAGGCCUUCAAAUACCGCGGCAGUGGACACGAUUACAAACAGCGACAAAGAGCCCACUCAUUGCACGCAUUUCCUGGCAUGUAUACUCAUUGGGAAUAUGUUGUUUUGUGACAUGCGAGGGGAGGACUGGCGGAGUUGGCGGGAUGGGUGUUCAUCGCAAGCUGAGUGGAUGGGAAUGUUUGGCGCGUUCGCGGCCGACGCGUGCGCCAAGUGCGGGUUUCCUCAAGUGGCUCCGUCUGCGGGCGCUGGAUGGCGCGCCCAACGCUGCGAGGAGGGCACGCAUAUAUUGCAGAACAUUCCGGAUAACCGUUCUGUGUUGUUUGUGAUUGCAUGCCGUUGGUGGAUGUUGCUGCGGGCGCGUGUCCGCUCGCAUUCAUUUUCUUGCAACCGUCGCUCAGAAGAUCGACGCGCAGCUUAGCGAAUGUGAUUUUGAAAAGCAUGCAACCCCGUCGUUCCCACGGAGAUCUGGUACUCUGGCAGAAGAGGGACUGUAAACAGAUCGCAGAUCACCUGGUCAAUGUUACCAUGGAUGCGCAGAGCUCGUGGGAAGAAGUAGACCCUCCAAGCGAUUUCACUUUGAACCUGAUCCAGGCCAACUGUGUAAUGUAUUGUGAUGGUGGCACUCGCGCAUCGUAGUGUUUUGCUGGGGCCUGGGUCUUGGAAGCACAUGUGAAUACAGGGCAUGGGGUUGAGGUCAUUCUCUUGGGCCUGAAGGGUAUAUGCAUGGCCAGCCCAAUAUUCUCUUUCACGGCGGAGCUUAUUGCGUUGCAGAGUUGUGCCACGGCAUUCGAACUAUUUUGGACGACGCUCGUCCGGAACAUAGUGCAGUUUUUAUUUGGAAGGCUAUCCUAGAUUGGAUCUGAGUUGCGCCGAAAGAAAGAAAGAA